Papilio polytes (common Mormon) is the source of this 2314-nucleotide messenger RNA. RefSeq names its product tripartite motif-containing protein 45-like. Gene Ontology annotation, molecular function: zinc ion binding; protein binding; ubiquitin-protein transferase activity. The transcript is spliced from 11 exons. Gene Ontology annotation, cellular component: chromatin; nucleoplasm. NCBI's taxonomy places the organism in Eukaryota, Metazoa, Arthropoda, Insecta, Lepidoptera, Papilionidae. Gene Ontology annotation, biological process: positive regulation of DNA-templated transcription. The record is from RefSeq and is a predicted model, not a curated record. The coding region runs from base 215 to 2122 and encodes 635 amino acids.
CGAGAUAGUCGAGCAAAGCGCGCCACCUCGGUCGGACGUUUAUUUUUAAACGAACGCGGGAAGCAAAAGUAACACGUAAUGCCAAGCAUGGAUCGUACGGAAAAUAAAAAUUAUAUUAAUUUAUUGUUUAAUGGAUGGAUAUAGCUAAUUUUUUAAAAAUAAUUUCUUCUUAACCUUAUUAAAAUAUUUUUUUUUUGUUUAAAUCCUAUAUUAAAUGGAAGUAGACAGAAUUAUGUAUAUUUUCGGAAGUUUCACACGUAAAAAGCAAGAUCGAAGGAAAUCACUGGAGCCAUCAUCAAUCAGUGCUGGUAACAGUCCCUUGCAUCAGAAUUGUACGAGACCGGCCAGUCAAAGCUUGUGUGUCGGACUGCGGUCUUCGUUUGAAGGUCGGAAAAGCAGGGUCAAGGAUUGGGAGUGUGGACUUUGCAAGAAAGAACUGGUAGAGCCCAGGCUGCUGGGAUGCCUUCACAGCUUCUGUACCAGAUGUCUCCAGGGUCUACGACGAGAAGAAGAGGAAGAUGCUUGGAACGUAGUCGAUGAUGGAUCUUUACAGCUGGAGGCCGAGGAGUGUGGGUCGGGCUCCGGCGCGGGAUCCGCAGGUUCCGCGGGCUCCGGCUACGAGAGCGACGCCCGCAACUCCGGUUCCGACGGUAGUCUUGAUGACAAGCCGCAGAAAUAUGGCAUAUUUAUUAAAAAGGUGUCAGGUAGGAGUGUGCAGUUCCUAGUGUGUCCGACUUGCGGCCACGAGACGCAGCUGCCCCCCGCCGGGAUCCCGGAGUUGCCGCUCAACUACGUACUGCUGCGGAAGAUGAGCCUCGCAGACCGAGAGGAUGACGUUACUGUGCUAUGCGAUAUGUGCGACACCGACAAUAAGGCGGAGAGUCGAUGUAGCCAGUGUCUGGUGAGUGUAUGCGAGGCGUGCGGCAAGGCGCACGGCCGCAUCAAGGCCACUGCCAGCCAUUACCUGGAGCCCCUCGCCCCGCAACCCGUCUACUGCCCCCGCCACGAACGCUCCGAGCUUACCAUUUACUGCGCCACCUGCCAGCAGGUGAUCUGCGGCGACUGUAGCGUGGUGUCGCACGCGGGACACGCGCUGGCGAGCGCUGCACGCGCUGCGGCGGAGCGCGCACGUGCAUUGCGCGACGCUUGCGAGCGCGCGAAGCUCGUGCCCGAGCACGUCGAGCGCGCAGCACGCGUUCUUACCGCGCACGCGCUGGAGACAGAUGGCGAGGCGAGCCGUGUGGAGGCGGAGGUGCGCGCGUGGGCCGAGCAGUACCGGCGCGCGGCGGAGGCGCACGGUCGCGCGUUGUCCGCCGCCGCCGCGCGCGCACGCGCCCGCCAGCGCCAGCGCGUGGAGCGCGCGCACCGCGACCUGCAGCAGCGCGCACACCACGCACAACACGCCGUGCGCUUCACGGAGGAGCUGCUGUGCGGCGGGCGCGCGGAGGAGGUGCUGUCGCUGAGCGGGCCGGCGCUGCGGCGGCUGCAGCGGCUGACGGAGCUGCCAGCCAGCGCGCCGCCGCGCCUGGCGCUGCGCCUCGACCCCGCCGCGCGCCUCGGCCCCGGCUCCGUGCUGUGCGGCCGGCUGCUCACGCAGGCCGCAGACCCCGAACACUGCAUACUGCAUACUGAAGGUCUACAAGAUCUGCACGUGGACUGCGAGCACGAGGCCAUCGUGGAACUACGCGACAGCAACGGGGAGAGAAUUUGGUGUGGUGGAGAACAGGUGGUAGGCUACCUGCGGCGGCGCGACUCCAGCGAGCGGCCGGACCGACACGACGGCUCGUACGCGCUGCGCCUCGCGCCGCGCGCGCCCGGCAACUACCUGCUCGCAGUCACACUCAACGACACGCCUAUCAAAGGCAGUCCGUUCCCGUGCUGCGCGCGCGUUUUCAAGUCCCACUUGGGGCAGUUCCACUGCUGCACGUUCUGCUCCAGCGGCGGGCGGCGUGACGUGCGCUGCGGCUGCGGCGCCACCAUGCCCGGCGGCUACAAGGGUUGCGGGCACGGGCACGCGGGGUGGCCGGGCGCGCGCCACUGGUCGUGCUGCGGCAGCACGCGCGCGCACGGUCCCUGCGCCCGCCGCCCGCACGCGCAUAGCCUCUACCAGUUCUCGCUUUGAAACUCCCGUCAACUCACCUCACGAUAUUAUGUAUUACUAGGAUUUAGGUAUUAAAAAAACCAUUAGUGUAUGUAUUCAAGAAUAUCCAAAUCUAUGCCUUUCAUUGAAAAUUCCUUUAGCAGUUUACGCUACAAACAUCCAUCUAAACCUUCACAUUUAUAUUAAUACUAGCUUUCCCGCGACUCUGUCUGU